Molecule: messenger RNA, 1207 nt
Organism: Amphimedon queenslandica
Lineage: Eukaryota; Metazoa; Porifera; Demospongiae; Haplosclerida; Niphatidae
Product: fibulin-2-like
Exons: 10
Molecular function (GO): calcium ion binding
Source: RefSeq, a predicted model, not a curated record
AUGAAUGGCUUUCAAGUGUGUAUCAAUCAAGUUGGAUCUUAUUAUUGUCAGUGUAAUACUGGAUAUACUCUUGAUGAUGAUGGGCAUGGAUGUACAAGUGAUCCUAAUGAUUGUGCUGCUAAUCCAAAUGCUUGUGAACAUAUUUGUCACACACAUAAUGAUUCUUAUUAUUGUACAUGUUAUUCUGGAUACAGACUAGCUAGUAAUGGUAGAACAUGUGAUGAAAUUGAUGAGUGUAGUGAAGGAUUAUCCAGUUGUAAUAUGCAGUGUAUUAAUACUAUUGGAAGCUAUUACUGUACUUGUUUCACUGGUUUCCAACUGAUGAAUGAUUAUCAUACAUGCCAAGAUAUAAAUGAAUGCUCUGUUAACAAUGGAGGUUGUGAAGAUGUGUGUACAAAUACUAAUGGAAGCUAUUUAUGUGCAUGUCAAGAAAAUGGGUACACAUUGGAUGGUAAUCAAGUUAAUUGCACAGACAUUAAUGAAUGCUCCAUUAAUAAUGGGGGUUGUGCAUAUGUCUGUGUUAAUACUCCUGGUAGCUAUCACUGCAACUGUGAUGAUGGAUACACUUUAAAUUUAGAUGAACAUAAUUGCUUAGAUAUCAAUGAGUGUACUAAUGAUAAUGGAAAUUGUGAGCAUAUUUGUACUAAUACUAAUGGAAGCUAUAGUUGUUCCUGUUAUGAUGGAUACCAUCUAGAGAUUAAUGACAGAAACUGCACGGACAUUGAUGAAUGUGACAUUGAAGAUUUAUGUGAACAGAUUUGUACAAAUCAAGUUCCAUUCUUUAGUUGUUCCUGUAAUGCUGGUUAUAGAUUAUACAAUGAGAAAUUUUGUUCAGAUAUUGAUGAGUGCAGUGAAGGAACAUCAGGUUGUUCUCAGUUAUGUACUAACACUAUUGGUAGUUAUACAUGUACUUGUGAUAAUGGUUAUCAACUCACUAAUGAUAAUCACACUUGUACUGAUAUUGAUGAGUGUACUCUUAAUAAUAAUGGAGGAUGUGAACAAAUAUGUCAUGAUACUGAUGGUAGUUAUUAUUGUUCCUGUCCUAAUGGAUACUUCAUUGAUGCUAAUGGUCACAACUGUACAGAUUCUAAUGAAUGUAUUUUGAAUAAUGGAGACUGUAGCCAAAUUUGCACUAAUACCCUCAGCUCUUAUACUUGUUCUUGUAACACAGGAUAUAGUCUGGACACUGAUGGACAUAAUUGUUCUG